Molecule: messenger RNA, 651 nt
Organism: Arachis stenosperma
Lineage: Eukaryota; Viridiplantae; Streptophyta; Magnoliopsida; Fabales; Fabaceae
Exons: 1
Coding region: 1-651 (216 amino acids)
Source: RefSeq, a predicted model, not a curated record
AUGGAGACACCCAAACAGAGUCUCUCUAACUUGGCUACUAUAGUCUCUAACCUCUCCAAAACCACACAUAGUUUCAUGGAAGAAACUAGGUCUUUCAUUCAAAACUUGGAGUUACAGAUUGGUCAGCUAAGUAAGAGGAUCCCAGAGAUCCCCUCUAGCACUCUCCCCAGUAACACAGAAGUAAAUCCAAAGGAAGAGUACAAGGCCCUCAAUGUGGAAGUUAAGGCCGAACCCAAGGAGGAGCCUAUGACUGAGGAACUGAAGGAGAUCAAGACUCAUGAGGAGACUGAAAAUGUUACCAUGCACACCCCUAUGCAGAUAGAGGAGCCUGAAGAACAUCCCUUUCCAGACGUGUUAGAGGAAUCUAAAGAAGAGCAAAUUGCUCAAUUCUUGGCAAUUCUCAGGAAGCUGAAAGCCAAUUCCUCCUGUGCAGAGGUGUUAGAGAAGAACCCUCCCUCCAUGGCAUGUCCAAAGAGCAUGAUCCCCAAAAAGAAGACUUUAAAGAGAGAUGAGACUGUGGUGCUGACCAAGGAGUGCAGUUCCUUAGUCCAAAAAAAACUACCUCAGAAGCUGCCAGAUCCCAGAAGCUUCCUUAUUCCUUGUACUAUAGGGACCAUCACCUUGAGAAGGCAUUAUGCGACCUUGGCUUAA